This is a messenger RNA of Psammomys obesus (fat sand rat), 1455 nucleotides long. RefSeq names its product testis expressed 261 (gene Tex261). Gene Ontology annotation, molecular function: COPII receptor activity. Gene Ontology annotation, biological process: endoplasmic reticulum to Golgi vesicle-mediated transport. The transcript has 6 exons. Gene Ontology annotation, cellular component: Golgi membrane; endoplasmic reticulum membrane; COPII-coated ER to Golgi transport vesicle. Bases 75 to 665 code for a protein of 196 amino acids. The record is from RefSeq and is a predicted model, not a curated record. NCBI's taxonomy places the organism in Eukaryota, Metazoa, Chordata, Mammalia, Rodentia, Muridae.
ACAGCACGGCGGCGGCCGCUCGGUGUCGCGGGAGCCGGACCGCGCAGGCCCGUCCCGGCGGCCCGGGGGGCGCCAUGUGGUUCAUGUAUGUGCUGAGCUGGCUGUCGCUGUUCGUCCAGGUCGCAUUCAUCACCCUGGCCGUCGCGGCUGGACUGUACUACCUGGCAGAGCUGAUAGAAGAGUAUACGGUGGCAACCAGCAGAAUCAUUAAAUACAUGAUUUGGUUCUCCACAGCUGUGCUGAUCGGCCUCUACGUCUUUGAGCACUUCCCCACCAGCAUGAUUGGCGUGGGCCUUUUCACCAACCUCGUCUACUUUGGCCUUCUCCAGACCUUCCCUUUCAUCAUGCUGACAUCACCUAACUUCAUCCUGUCAUGCGGGCUAGUGGUGGUGAACCAUUACCUGGCAUUUCAGUUUUUUGCGGAAGAAUAUUAUCCCUUCUCUGAGGUCCUGGCCUACUUCACAUUCUGCCUGUGGAUAAUCCCGUUCGCUUUCUUCGUGUCGCUUUCGGCUGGGGAGAAUGUCCUGCCCUCUACCAUGCAGCCAGGCGAUGACGUGGUCUCCAAUUACUUCACCAAAGGCAAGCGAGGCAAGCGCUUAGGCAUCCUGGUUGUCUUCUCCUUCAUCAAAGAGGCCAUCCUACCCAGUCGGCAGAAGAUAUACUGACUCUUUGGGGAGGGCAUGUGGGGGGCAAGACCCGUAGAGCCAGGUCCCUGGGAUUCUAGGCUACUAGUGCCUGGGAGCCUGGAGGGUGUCUUCUGCCAUCCCGGGUCUCCCUCCCCUUUGUUCUGAAGCACCAUCCCCCCCUCCUCAGGGAGCUUGAAUCUGCCAGGGACACCAGAGAGGGUAGCAGAGCCUGCUGUGCCAGGAGGCUGUGUCUCCAGCCCUCCUCCCCAGAGUUGGGUCUGGUCAGAUGGGGCAGACAGGGAGGGUCUAUGAAGCUGGGACAGACAGCAGGUUCUCAGGCAAGUGACCAUAGGGAAGAGCGAGGGUUGGCACUUGCAACAAAGUGCAUUUUGCUGUCAAACUGCGGGUUUUGUCCAGUGCUGAUUCCCCUUUGAAUAAAGAUGCUAGGUGGCACGGUUUGCCUUAACACCCACGGAGUUCUUCUCUGCCCUCUAACCUUCUGCCUAGACUGGGCUAGCCUGCUCUAGGGAUUCCUCUUCUGGCACUUGCCCUUCUGAAAGGAUUCUUGUGACCCUAAGUGGGAGGGGACAGAGGUGAGGAGGAGUGGGCAAAGGUAGUUUUUGUGAGGCUCCUCCCUCUUUCCAUGUCUUCCUUCCCCAGACUUUGAUAGUCCAGAUGGGGGAAACAAACAGUUUAUGGCUGGGCUAGAGCUGCAGAAGACAGUCUCCAAUAUCCUAUUUAUGCCUUCCUUUGAGAAAAAGGAGAGGUUUCUUGAUGAAUUCUCUCAGGCUCAACAACAAAAUAAUAAAUAAACACUGGCUUCUAGGCA